AUGCCAGUCACUGAACCAGCACUUGAUGUUGACACUGGAGUAGAGGUAGUUCCAGCACUCACUGUGGCAAUUAUGGUUGAGGCUGUUGAAGUUGCUGUGGCUGUGGCGGUGGCGGUAGUAGCUGACGAGUCAGUAGCACUUGUGGCUGUGGCGACAGUGCCCGAGACUGAUCCAGCUGUUGCAGUAGCACUUGUUCCCGAAGCGGUGGCAACAGUGCCUGAGACUGAACCAGCUGUGGCGGUGGCCGUUGAUGGCGCGGUGCUUGAUGCGGUGGCAACUGUUCCCGAGACUGAACCAGCUGUUGCAGUAGCACUAGUACCAGAGGCAGUAGCAACAGUUCCAGAGACUGAACCAGCUGUGGCGGUAGCAGUUGAUGGUGCAGUUGUGGAGGCAGUAGCAACUGUUCCAGAGACAGUACCAGCAGUUACACUUGUGGAUGAGGCAACAGAUCCUGAGACUGAGCUGGCGAUCGAUCCGAUUGAUGAAGCAACUGAGUUGGUAACUGAACUGGCAACUGUUCCAACUGUGCUGGCGACAGUGCUAGCUACUGAGCUGGCGACUGAGCUACCAACUGAACCUGCAAUGGUUGUAGGCUCUGAGGUUGUCACACCACUUGAUGAGAUUGAAUUACCAAUUGAUUGA
Acytostelium subglobosum LB1 is the source of this 642-nucleotide messenger RNA. RefSeq lists its product as hypothetical. The coding region runs from base 1 to 642 and encodes 213 amino acids. The transcript has a single exon. Lineage: Eukaryota; Evosea; Eumycetozoa; Acytosteliales; Acytosteliaceae. The record is from RefSeq and is a predicted model, not a curated record.